GUAAUCUUGUUAUGACGUUACAAUAAUCAACGUGUAGGUUCAAUGCGUAGGAAUGAACGUGCCGACGCCAGCGCCUCACCAACAGACUACCGGGCAACAACCUUCACGAGCAUGGGAUGCCUUUUCCGCCCCAAGGUUCCAGACUAUUAAAUUCUUGGGCAGAGGUGGUCAGGGCUUCGUGCAGCUGGCGUAUGACAACUUACAUAAGCAAAGCGUAGCUAUCAAAUAUAUUGACCGGGGAUGGAGUCGGGGGUUCUACAAGUAUGUUCUGCGCGAAACCUUAAACCACCAGCAGCUGUCUUUGUGCAAGCAUCCUCACAUCGUGGAGUUCCACGAGGUCUUCUUAACGCCGUCGUACUUGGCGGUUGUGAUGGAGUACGUCAACGGAACGAAUUUGCAGCACUACCUUGAGGCGGCUGGGGGCAAGCUGCCCGAAGACGUGGCGCGGUUUAUCUUCCAGCAGCUUGUGAUUGCCGUCGACUUUUGCCACAAGAAAGGAAAAGUCAAUCGGGACAUCAAGCUGGCGAACAUCUUACUGCAGGAGGGGCACCUGCCGCUGGUGAAGCUGUGCGACUUCGGCUUCUCCAAGGACAAGUUCGAUGACUCGGAGCCGCAGACCCAGAUUGGCACGGCCUUGUUCACCGCCCCGGAGAUCUUCACCAACCAGGUAUAUGACGCCGAGGCAGCCGACGUGUGGUCGUGCGGCGUGGUCCUGUUCGUCAUGCUGUUUGGAUGCCACCCCUUUCUGUCUAUGGAGGACACGCAACAACGCAAACAUGCACAAGUGAGUGGCCGUGUGUGCAGCGACUGGGGGUUGGUGCCGACGGUGGAGCUGUACCCCCAGGCUAUGGAUCUGGUGCACCACAUACUGGUGUCUGCUCCCAGUCAGCGGUGCAAGCUGCCUGCCAUCAUGGCGCACCCCUGGUUCCAGGAUAAGCUGCCGCCGGGCGCACUGCUGCUGAACGCGGCGUACCUGUCCAUGGAGCACCCCGUAGGCGAGUAUGUGCGGGGGAGGGGGGAGAUUGAUUUCGGUUAG
Volvox carteri f. nagariensis is the source of this 1036-nucleotide messenger RNA. RefSeq lists its product as uncharacterized. Gene Ontology annotation, biological process: intracellular signal transduction; protein phosphorylation. The transcript has 6 exons. Bases 53 to 1036 code for a protein of 327 amino acids. Gene Ontology annotation, cellular component: cytoplasm. NCBI's taxonomy places the organism in Eukaryota, Viridiplantae, Chlorophyta, Chlorophyceae, Chlamydomonadales, Volvocaceae. Gene Ontology annotation, molecular function: protein serine/threonine kinase activity; ATP binding. The record is from RefSeq and is a predicted model, not a curated record.